AUGGAGAUAGUGGAAUCGAAUCGACUAAUGCAGGUAAGGGUCAGUUUAGAUUGUGCGGAUAUUUCGGGUACGUUUACGGGUCUCGGGUAUUAUCGGGUAUUACCCGGUACCCGAAUGGAGAGAAGAAAAGGAUCCAAAUGGGUAUUUUUCAAAAUCGGAUCGGAUCCGGAUCGGAUAUUUUCGGGUAAAUAUCGGGUCGGAUUUUCGGAUCCGGAUAAAAUGCCCACCCCUAGCCUAGCACCUACGAGACACGACCCUCUGGAUAACGUCUUUUCCCGUCGUCGGAGACGGAGGUUAUGCCUGUUGGCUUUUGAGGUUAUAUUAAGCUUCGUUUCUAGUGGAUUAUCUUCUUUUGAGACAUGGAACAAGAUUACACUUUCUCAGACUGCUACCAUGGUCAGACCUUCUUCUGCGAUCUUUCGAGAAGGUGUGAUGCAAAUUUCUGAGUCAGGGCUGAUGUCUGCAAGGUAUUCUUCCUUCGCAUAG
Molecule: messenger RNA, 486 nt
Organism: Microthlaspi erraticum
Lineage: Eukaryota; Viridiplantae; Streptophyta; Magnoliopsida; Brassicales; Brassicaceae
Source: the annotation of a GenBank genome assembly